This is a messenger RNA of Cokeromyces recurvatus, 1155 nucleotides long. RefSeq names its product cyclin-domain-containing protein. Gene Ontology annotation, molecular function: protein kinase binding; cyclin-dependent protein serine/threonine kinase regulator activity. Gene Ontology annotation, biological process: regulation of cyclin-dependent protein serine/threonine kinase activity. The transcript is spliced from 3 exons. Gene Ontology annotation, cellular component: cyclin-dependent protein kinase holoenzyme complex; nucleus. Lineage: Eukaryota; Fungi; Mucoromycota; Mucoromycetes; Mucorales; Mucoraceae. The coding region runs from base 54 to 1031 and encodes 325 amino acids. The record is from RefSeq and is a predicted model, not a curated record.
UUUUUUUUUGUUGGAGGGAAGUCGUUUUGUUCAAACUACAAUUGUGAUAUAUUAUGAUUAACACUAUAUAUUCAACAUCAUCAACAUUGAUCAGUUCAGGAUGUCAAAAUAUAGGUCAACUUGCAGAUUUUGCAUCUUCAAUGGUGUAUUUGAUGUGGCAUUCAAGAAAGACGAUCAAAGCUUUGACUUUAGAAAGAUCAGUUAUUGGAAAUGAUUUAGCUUAUCUUAUAUGGCAAUCAAGAAAGCCUACUAUGAUGAAACCUCAACACUAUUCUCCUCUUGGCGAUGAUAAUUCCUUCUCUUAUUCUGCAAGCCCUGCAUUCAAAAAGUUUUGUUUUCAGGUUCUUACGGCUACACAGUUACAAGAACCAGCAGUCUAUUUGUCACUAAAAUAUAUUUCUAUUCUUUUGCAAUCUAAUCCAUCUAUUGAAGGAGCUCAGGGUUCAGAAUAUCGUUUGUUUAUUGUUGCGUUAAUGUUGGCUAACAAAUUUUUGGACGAUAACACAUUUACUAAUAAAACUUGGUCAGAAGUGAGUGGAAUGAAAGUACAUGACUUGAAUAUUAUGGAAGCAGAAUUUCUUGAAGCGUUAGAUUAUGAUUUGUUUGUUCGUGAACAUGAAUACAACAGUUGGAAGCGUUUAUUGGAAGAAUGUCGUGAACGUGCUCAAAUGUCAUACUAUGAUGGUCCUCAACAGCAAAAGCAAUUGGUUUUAUUCAUUUUACAAAUCCUUGGAUUAUAUAACUCAGUGCCAACAAUUUAUCAGGAUUGGGAAAUUACAGCUGCAAGGCUUCAGUUAGAAAACACUCGUAAAUGUAGUGAUUCAUUUUUCCCUAAUAGCCAAUCAUCAUACACUAUGCAACCACCUGUUGGUUAUGCAUGUGGAUACAGAAAUGAUUACACUGUGACUAACCUGUCUCAGUCUUCAUGGGAUCCUCUUGCCUACAGUCUUAAUCGUUGCCAAGAUUUCUCUUAUUACUCACAAAACUACAUUCAUUCUGCAAAGCCUAUAUCUUGGAGGAAUUACAACUAAAGAGUAGUAGAUUUGCUUCUCUCUAAAUAAUAACUGACAUUUAUCGACUUGAUUUUCUUUUCUUCCCUCCCUUUUUAUUAUUUUUUAUUUUAUUAUUUUUUAUUUUAUUUUUUUAUUUUUUUUA